AUGGAUUAUCCCUCUUCACCUCCUGUAUAUCAGUCCCUCUUUCCUGAUAAAUCUGAAAACAAACUGAAUCUAAAUGAAGUAGUUGGAUCUACGCGACUAGAUUCAGAAGAUCUGAAUAAAUCUGAUUCCAGUGAAAAUGGGUUAGAUGCAGAAAAGAAACCAAACCCUACAUAUACAGUUGAAGAUGCUGUGGAGGCAGCUGGUUUUGGAAGGUUUCAGUUGAAGCUUUUCAUUUUGUGUGGAGCCAUAUCGGCUGCAGAUGCGAUGGAAAUGCUACUGCUUUCAGUACUUGGUCCAGCAUUACGAUGUUAUUGGCUUCUGUCGUCAGGACAAGUCGCUGCCAUAACCACAGUUGUUUUUGCCGGGUUUUUAUUUGGAGCUCCUUUAUGGGGUUUUAUCGCAGACAGAUUUGGUCGUUGGCCGACUUUAUUGAUUGUUUUAUCAAUGAUAACUUACUUCGGCAUCAUCACAAGUUGUGCCCCCACUUAUAUUUGGGUCAUAAUAUUACGACUUCUGGUCGGAUUCGCUAUUGGUGGUGGAAAUAGCAGCUUCACGUUAUUCUCCGAAUUUCUGACCGUUAAGCAUCGGGCCAAAGUUCUGUUAGCUUUCAAUAUAUUCUGGGCUUUUGGAAGCACAUUUGAAGUUGGUUUGGCAUACCUUAUUCUGCCAAGAUUUGGCUGGCGAUGGCUGGUGUUUGUUUCAGCCUUACCACUAUUGAUUUUCUUAUUUUUAUUGAGGUUUCUGCCUGAGUCUCCAAGAUAUCUUGUUGGUGCCGGCAAAACUGAAGAAGCUGAACAUAUUAUUGCAGAUUUGUUCCGUACGAAUCGGGUUGUUCCUCUUAGGGGUACUCUUGUAUCAUCCACUGUACCUAUACGAGAUAGAGGCAGUAUAAAAGGAAUGUUUGGGAAAACCUAUUUAGUGACUACACUAAUGUUGCCGAUUGUAUGGUUCAGUGCAGCAUUUGUUUAUUAUGGUGUCGUUCUAUUAAGUGCUGAAAUAUUUCGCUUCAAGCACUCUUGUUUUGGUAAACCUAUUCUAACCCCAGACUAUCAUGGUAACCUGAGCCAUUUUAACGUCCCACCACUUCUGGAAACUUCAAGCCAAAUAGACAACUUUUGUUGUAAAGAGUUGUCUGAUGAUGAUUAUGUCGCUAUGUUAGUCUCUUCAAUUGGUGAAUUUGUUAGUAUACCAUUAAUGAUUUUCAUGGUCGACUUAGCUGGAAGAAAGAUUACUUUGGCUACGUGGAAUGGACUUAUAGCUGUUCUGUUUAUGUUACUUUAUCUUUGUAUGCCUAAGUCAGCAUUAACAGCUCUAUUAUUUGUUUUGCGCGCUUUGUCUGCCGGUUUAUUUAGUUGUGCAUACGUUUACACAACUGAGGUCUAUCCUACAACUGUUCGUGCAGUAGCUGUCGGGAUGUUCAGUUCGAUUGCCCGAUUGGGUGCAAUGGUCACACCUUAUGUAGCUCAAGUAAUGAUGCCAGAAGUAUCGGAAAUUGGAGCUUUAUCUUUAUAUGCCUCUGUAACCCUGAUAGUCUCAAUUGUAUCCCUUUUCCUACCAAUAGAAACAAAAGGGCGUCAGCUACCUAAUUCUGUAGAUGCUCUAUCAACUUCUUCCUUGCCAACUGGAAAUGCACCACCCAUCGCUUCUCCAAAGACCAGCAAUGCAUCAUCUAAAAUCUCGGAGUAA
This is a messenger RNA of Schistosoma intercalatum, 1686 nucleotides long. NCBI's taxonomy places the organism in Eukaryota, Metazoa, Platyhelminthes, Trematoda, Strigeidida, Schistosomatidae. The record is from the annotation of a GenBank genome assembly.